UGUAACUGGAUUCCCGCUGUGCCCUUGGAGCCAUCUCUGCGAAGUUCUGCUUUAUUGAAAGUACAGUAGCUAGCAUUGCGAACCUUCCUCAGUAAGUCACUUCGUUCCGCCUCAGUCACCGCCCAGUCCGGGUUACGUGGCAGCGCUACCGUCAGCAGUACUUCGGCGGACAUAUUUCAUGCCGGGCGGCCUGCUGGACAACGUAAAGGGGCGUGAGUGAACGGUCAGUGCCACACUACCGGGCUCUGAUAUUGGCACCUACCGCACAGAGACCUGCACUCUGCAACAUUAACAACUCACUGCAGGGUAAGGUCAAAGUACCCUGUUUCAGAAAAUGAUGGAAGAGAGUGGCAUUGAGACAACUCCUCCUGGUACUCCUCCUCCUAGCACUUUAGGGACCUCUGGUGCAGCAGCUGCUACAGCCAUUGCUACUCCAAUGCCACCAGUUUUAUCCACUCCCUUGGCUGCUACACCUGCAUUUUCACCGCGUCCAUCUGUCCCACCUCUUACAUUCUCUACACCUCUACCACCAUCUUCAGUCCGACCCAUGGUACCUUCUGAGCCUCUGCCAUUUAUUUCACCUUCUCCUGUCACAGGGGUGCUUGGACUUCCUCUUCAUACCUCUGUACCUGCAGCCUUUAGCAGCCCACUUCCAGUAAUGUCCUCCCCUUCUAUUUUUCCAUCUACUCCUCCUCUCAGCUCUACCCCUGCUCCUGGCUUUUCUGCACCACCUAUUGGUCCUCCUGUCACGGGAUUUUCAAUGGCUUCAACUUACGACAUCACUAAAGGUCAUGCAGGCCGGGCUCCACAGACACCACUGAUGCCAACUUUUUCUGCACCCCCUGUCACAGUUAUGCCAAACCCUGUCACUCAACAAGCGGCUCCUUUAGCUGGGGGUGGAUCUUCCAUUACUUUCCCAGAGGAACCAGAAGACCCAAGAGUACAUGCUGCACACACAGAAGUACCUGCUGGAGGCAUCUGGGGUUUCAUUAAGGGAGUUGCUGGAAACCCGGUUGUGAAAUCUGUUUUGGAUAAGACUAAACAUUCAGUUGAAAGUAUGAUCACUACACUGGAUCCCGGAAUGACACCUUAUAUCCGUUCAGGAGGAGAGCUGGAUCUUGUGGUAACCUCUAACAAAGAGGUAAAGGUCGCUGCCAUUCGAGAUGCGUUCCAAGAGGUAUUUGGCAUGGCACUUGUCACAGGAGAAGAUGGCCAGUCUAACAUUGCUCCACAACCUGUUGGAUAUGCUGCUGGAUUAAAGGGGGCUCAGGAAAGAAUAGAUGGCUUGCGCAGGAGUGGCGUGAUCCAUGAGAAACAGCCUGCUGUAUCAGUAGAAAACUUCAUUGCAGAACUUUUGCCUGACCGGUGGUUUGACAUUGGCUGUGUAAUUUUGGAUGAUCCUAUACAUGGCAUACGCUUGGAGACCUUCACACAAGCUACUCCUUUGCCUCUGGAAUACGUACAGCAGGCUCAAAAUCUUACUCCACAAGACUACAGCCUUCGGUGGUCUGGUCUCUCGGUGACUGUUGGAGAGGUGCUGGAGAGAAAUUUGCCCCAUGUCAGCCGGACUGAUUGGCAUGUGGCAUUUACAGGCAUGUCCAGAAGACAGAUGAUCUACAGCGCAACCAAAGCCCUUGCUGGCAUGUACAAGCACCGCCUGCCACCGAGAGUCCUUUGAAAACACCCACCAGGACAUUAAAUAUUUUCACAUUUCAGUUUUCUAGCAUUGAAAGUAGACCAAACACUUAAGAAAAAAAGAACGUAGGUUGCUUGUUUUUUUUUUUUUUUAACAGAAAAGAAUGUUGGUAAAAAGAAAAUGAAUGUCUGCCAGAAAAAUAUCAGUCUUGUUGUACAAUCAAAGAAGAUCUGUUUAAUAUAGGUACAACACGUAAAAGCUCAGCUCUGCUUCACAUCAUAUAAUAAUGUGAGCUUGUAUUCUACAGUGACUUGGCAGGUCCUAUAAUAAGAUAUAUGCAGCAUACUCUACCUGUAUAUUUUUAGGUAGGUGUAUCAACAGUCAAUCAAGAGGGGAAAAUCUUUGGAAAUCCAAAAUGUAUACUUGUUGAUACUUUUUGUAUCCAUGUUACAGUGUGUUUUACCGGGUGUUUGUCCAUAAAUUUCAUAGCUGUAAGUCUUCAUACUAAAUAUAUACCUUCUUCUUGUGAUUGUAAGGAACCAAACCUUUUUCAAACUAGUGGCACUACUUCUGCUUCCAUAUGCCAAUUGCACUAUGGCAAAUGGUAACCCUGGUGUUAAAUGAUGCGUUGACUUGGCUUAAUGUAUUUCACAGCUCUCUUACAGUUCAUUCCAGUCUUGGGGGAUUGCUAUUGUACAGCUCAUGCUCAUGAUCUCAGGACUGGUGCUGCAUGUAUCCGAAUGUAUGAUUAUAUGAAGACACUACUUGCAUUGCUGCAGUAAACAGGAAGCCCGUGUGGAAUUACAUCUCCUGAGAAGCCAGAGAACAAGCAAAGUUCCAUAUUCAUUUUUUUUUUUUCCUUCUUUAGAUGAGAUGAGAUGCAAAAAAUUCAUUUGCAGACUUUAUGAAGUCACAGCAAGCCAUAUGGACCUAAGUCCCGAAUAUGAAUAGAAAACAACGGUUUGUAAACCUAGGUCUUUUUGUAAAAGACAUUCCGACCUUUUGACUUCCAGAGCAUCGUUACCUGGUACCUAAAGGGUUAAACAUUACCAGCACAAAUGUUGAGGUUUCACUUCACGUAUCUAUUCCGCCUACAGUUUUUAGUAUUUGUUCCUCCAAAUUUCAAAUCGUUAUAAGCUGAUUAAUUUAUUGUUAAUGGAAUGGCAUCUAUUAUGGCUCCCACCCUCUCUUUAACCAAAUUAAUGUCAUGUUUAUUGCUGUCUGUAUUUGCCACUAUAUUAUAUUUGUAGUUAGAUAACCUCUGUAUUUGUUAUAAUCUGUUUUAUAUAACACAAUCCUUUAACAGAUUGCAAAAAGUCCUAUAAUACUGGAAUAUACUGCACUAGGAAGCUAGGUAAAUGUAACACACUUUGCCUUAAAUGC
Messenger RNA from Pelobates fuscus (common spadefoot toad), 3019 nucleotides. RefSeq names its product proline rich coiled-coil 1 (gene PRRC1). The record is from RefSeq and is a predicted model, not a curated record. Gene Ontology annotation, cellular component: cytoplasm. The transcript is spliced from 9 exons. NCBI's taxonomy places the organism in Eukaryota, Metazoa, Chordata, Amphibia, Anura, Pelobatidae. The coding region runs from base 335 to 1678 and encodes 447 amino acids. Gene Ontology annotation, molecular function: protein kinase A regulatory subunit binding. Gene Ontology annotation, biological process: activation of protein kinase A activity.